Adelges cooleyi (spruce gall adelgid) is the source of this 2061-nucleotide messenger RNA. Its product is annotated as GDP-fucose protein O-fucosyltransferase 1. Lineage: Eukaryota; Metazoa; Arthropoda; Insecta; Hemiptera; Adelgidae. The transcript has a single exon. The record is from RefSeq and is a predicted model, not a curated record. Bases 206 to 1345 code for a protein of 379 amino acids. Gene Ontology annotation, molecular function: peptide-O-fucosyltransferase activity. Gene Ontology annotation, biological process: Notch signaling pathway; protein O-linked glycosylation via fucose.
AUUGUCACGUGAUAACGACGUACGGACUCUAAUCGGUAGUUGUAAACAAAAUAUUAUUAUAGUGUUUACAAAAGUUACAGGGACGGGUGCUAACAAUUGUUUUGUCUUUAUUUCCUAGUCAGUCCGUAUUAUUUAAUUUAAAAAAAACAACGAGUUGCGAUAUCAGGUUGACUUUGUCUAGUCGUUUGUGAGUGAAUACUGAAUUAUGUUAAACCGGUUCCUAUAUUUUUCUACGCUUCUGUUGUGUUUCACAAGUGCCCAAGACCCCAAAGGUUAUAUUGCUUAUUGCCCGUGUAUGGGUCGUUUCGGCAACCAGGCUGAUCACUUUUUGGGUGCCUUAGGUUUUGCUAAAGUGCUAGACCGUACACUUUUGUUACCACAUUGGAUCGAAUACCAGUAUGGACGACCAAAGUCCUUGCAAGUGCCAUUUGACAAGUACUUCAAUGUGACAUAUCUAAUGGAGUUUCACAAAGUUCAACUGAUGAACGAUUUUAUGACUGAUAUCGCAGAGAGUUUAUGGCCUCCCGAAAACCGUACAUCUUUCUGUUACAUGCAGCGUGGUGAAAAAGAAGGAUGUAACGCUAAGUCCGGCAAUCCAUUUGAAUCAUUUUGGGAUACCUACUCAGUUGAUUUCCAAUUUUCAGAAUUUUAUGCACCAUUGAACUAUGACGUGCAUCAUCAUAAUAUGGCUGCACAAUGGAAUGAAAAAUAUCCACCAACAAGUUGGCCUGUCUUGGCAUUCGUCGGUGCUCCAGCCAGUUUCCCGAUACAAAAAGAAAACGUGCAACUUCACAAAUAUUUAAAAUGGAAUUUUGAAAUCGACAGUUUGGCAAAACAAUUUAUUAACGAGAGAAUCAAACCUGGAAAAUUUGUUGGUAUACAUUUACGUAAUGGUAUCGAUUGGACACGAGCUUGUGAACAUAUCACAAAAAACAACUUAUUGUUUUCUGCGCCUCAGUGUUUGGGCUACCGAAAUGAAUAUGGUAAAGCAACAGAACAAUUGUGUUUUCCAACUUUUGAAACCAUUGUAAGACAGCUGAAAAGAUUAAUAAGGAAGCAUCUUGAAGACAUAAGUGCAGUUUAUGUAUCAUCAGAUAAUAAUCAUUUGAUUCCAGAGUUAUCUCAAGCACUAAGUAGUUUUAAUAUAAAGAUUAUAAAAUACAAUAAAGAGAGUCCGCAUGUAGAUCUAGCUGUGUUAGGUCGAGCUGAUUAUUUUAUCGGAAAUUGUGUGUCAUCAUUCAGUGCCUUUGUAAAACGUGAAAGAGAUACAAAAGAUCUUCCAAGUGAGUUUUGGGCAUUUCCUACUUACCAGAAAAGCAAUCAUAUUAUCAGAGAUGAACUUUAAGACAAAUGUUUUAACUUUAAAUAGUAUGAAAAAAAGUAUUUCUAACUUGGUACAAAAAAUCGAUUACUUCCAUUAUAAUAAGUUAGUUUUUAAUCGAUUAUUAUUAUUAUUAAGUAAUCAUUUCUUUACUUUCCAAAUCUUUUACUUUAUAUUUUUCAAAGAUUUUUUUUUUUGUAUUAUUAGCAUUGUAUUAAAUUUAAGAUUUCAUUUUAUAUGUAUGCAAUGUGAUAUUCCAUAGAUAUAUUAUUAUUUUAGCUUUGAUGUGAUUCUGUGAACUUGUCUUAUUAUAAUUUAAAAGAGACUUGCAUUAAUACAAUAAUUUUCUAUAUUUUUACUUGUAAAUAAAUCUAAAAUCAAAAACGAGUUACUACGGAAUGCCGACAGAUUUGUAAGACUUGUAGUAUUUGCUUAUAUAAUUUUUAUUAUUAGUGGUGAAAACUGAAACUAGGUUUCUUUCAAAUAUUUUUAAUAGCUCAAUCAUUCUUUUUUUGUUCGAUUGCUGUUUAUUGGCAGACCUAGUACCUGCAAAGUAUUUGUGAUAAUUCUUUAAUUAUUGAGUCUAACAAACAAAUAAAUGAAAAGGUAAGUCUGAUAAACCUGAAAAACAAUUAUUGUUUUUCAUUAUUUUUAUUUAAUUCUUCUAUGCAUAAUUUCUGCAGAUUUCAUUGUAUAAAUAGAGCUUAUCUGGUAAAUUGUUUAUAAAAAACUAAGACUUG